AUGCAGCUCGCGAUCAACACAGUCGACCCGCUCAACCUCGUAGCGAAGAUGCAGGCGCAGGAAUUAUUUGAUUCAGCGACUGCUCAGGAGAAGACUGCAUAUACAUUCCACGGAGCAAUUCACAUUCAAGAUGCCGCCGUGGCCAAAGACUUCGCGCUCAAUACCUACACCCAGCCUAGCUAUCCUCGCACACUAGUCGUAUGGGCCGAUGGCAACGGGGGUAAACGCCUCGACGACGGCCCAUGCACCGCAGCUAUAGGAUACCACGACCCUUUAUCUCGAGAAUGGGAAGUGCACAUCACCGUGAGCCAUCGUCCUUCUUGGAUUGAAGCUAGCCUCAUCGCCAUCCAGGAAGCUUUCCGUGCUGCUGCGACGCUGGCUGACCACAUCGACCACUUGAUCGUGUUUUCAAAUGCGCAGAAAGUGCUUGCGAACCUUGAAAAGAGCAGCGAUCUCUCAUGGGGACGAGAUGAAGCUCUCGUAGAAAGGGUACAGCAGGCUGUAAGGGAGCUGAAGGAACAAGGUAUGCAGGUAGAUCUGCAUUUUGUACCGAACCGUACGAGAAUAGAAGGCCAUAGGCGGGUGCAGAGACUCUCCCGAAAGUACAAGAAGAAGGUCAUGGCGGUGGCGCCGAAAGAGCUUCUGGAGUACGACAUCAACUUUUGUCCUAUCAGACUGAAGCAUCAACAGCACAAGAAUGCGAAAGAAGAGCUGGAGGUGUUGCUGCGCAGUUGCUUAGAGGAUGCGAAGGUCGCAGGUAUAGUAGGACCUCGUAGCUCGUUGAAGCACGAGUGGAGGUUCAAGGCACGUCGUCUACGAAAAGAAGCAAAGAGAGAGUAUAAGAAGAUGAGAGAGCGGGAAGGAAAGCCACUGAAGCCGACAGACUUGGAACGAGCGACAUUGCGGACGCAGAAGGGUCGUUCCAGAAAGGCGCCAGGGAAGACGGAGAACGAAGAGUUUGCCAUCGAAGCAGGGGAGAAGAUACUCGGAUGGCAAGAUAUAUACCAAGAACUCGCAGGUAGCUCGUGGGAAGAUAGACGCGGCCUGAAGAGGUGA
Molecule: messenger RNA, 1056 nt
Organism: Alternaria viburni
Lineage: Eukaryota; Fungi; Ascomycota; Dothideomycetes; Pleosporales; Pleosporaceae
Exons: 1
Coding region: 1-1056 (351 amino acids)
Molecular function (GO): nucleic acid binding
Source: RefSeq, a predicted model, not a curated record